Coniophora puteana RWD-64-598 SS2 is the source of this 210-nucleotide messenger RNA. RefSeq lists its product as uncharacterized. Bases 1 to 210 code for a protein of 69 amino acids. The record is from RefSeq and is a predicted model, not a curated record. The transcript has a single exon. Lineage: Eukaryota; Fungi; Basidiomycota; Agaricomycetes; Boletales; Coniophoraceae.
AUGAAUCGGCACCCCCUAGGAACAACAAUCAGGAUACUACAAAUCAACAUGCACAAAUCUCACGAUGCGCACCUAGACCUACUUAACAACAACUUACGAAAAAACUGGGAUGUUAUCGUCCUACAGGAGCCCUGCCUAAAUAAACUAGGACUAACGAGAGCCAGCAGCCACUGGCAGGUAGCAUACCCCACACCACCCACGGGAAGCUGA